This is a messenger RNA of Mesorhabditis belari, 1569 nucleotides long. The record is from the annotation of a GenBank genome assembly. NCBI's taxonomy places the organism in Eukaryota, Metazoa, Nematoda, Chromadorea, Rhabditida, Rhabditidae.
AUGAUUGUGGAUUUUCUUUUUAAUGUAUUCUCCUACAUUCCGCAUUUUAACUUUCAUUUCAAGAAGGUUAAACCAACAUUUGAUGUUGAUUUUCGCGGAGAAUAUGUUCAAUCUCUUCUUCUUCUCGCUGCCUUUUGUGGAGUGAUUCUUCUGCUUCUCCUUUGCACAAUCGCCACAAUAUGGAUUUGUCAAUGCUGUCGUCGGCAUGAUGCAUCGGUGAAAUCACGAAGAAAAGUGAAGAGACUCUCAACGGCUCUCUUCGUCAUCUCAAUCUUUUGCUUCUUUUUUCUCGGCUUCACCCUCUUCGCCAACGAUCAAAUCAAUCGCGGUGUGUCAAGCUCAUUGAAUGGAUUGGAUGAUGUGACUCGAUCGUUCAUCUUGGCUAAGAGUCAGGGCUCAAUUCUCAACGGUACUUGCGGUAACUCAAGCACUCAUAUCAAAGAACUCUUCGAUGUUGUUGACAAGAAACGAAAAGAGAAAGGAGUCAAUCAAACGUUAGUCACUGAAAUUGACGGCGCUUUGACGAACAUCUCGGACACGGUCGAGGACGUAAUGGAUCGAUUGAGGAAAUUGGAUGGAGUGCUUAUUGAUGUCUCUUUCUUGGAUAAAGCUCAUGAAUAUGGAGAGAGGAUUGAGAUUGAGAGAUGGCUUCUCUUGGUGCUCGUCCAAUCCGUGCAACUUUGCGUUCUCUUUGCCGGUGUGAUUGCCUUUUGCAGACAAUCAAAGAAAGGAGCCGUAAUUUUUUCAUCCCUCGGCAUCGUCAUCUUUGUGGUUGUCUGGUUGUUGACAGCUUUCGUCCUUCCAGCAAGUGUUGGACUCUCCGAUUUCUGUUCGAAUGGCGGUGCAUUCGUCAAGGCAAAGAUCAACGAGAAAAUGAUUGAGACUCUCGAUUUCUACAAGGAUUGCAAAGUCUCGACAUCACGUGAUAAUGUUCCAUUGGUCUUGGGAAUGAAAGAAGUCUCGGCAUCACUUAAUCUCAUCCAAUCGUCAAAGACCAAACUCGACUCGUUGCUUGAUCAAACGUUCAACAGAAGUGCUGAGGUUGCAAACGUCUCGAGCUUGAUCACUGCGGACAACUCGAAGGCAUUGAUGGAUUUGGGUGCUCUUCAAUCAUCACUCGCUUGUUAUGCAUACAAAAUCGACGUAAAUGCAAUGCACAGUGGAUUGUGCAGUCAAGCUAUGCUUGGCGCUGGGAUCCUUUUGCUCUCAUUGUUCCUCUUGGGCGUGAUGAUGUUCAUCUUAUUAAUUGUCGUCUCAAGAACCUGGCACCUCUUCACCAGACUUCCAUCCGAUUAUGUGGAAGUGGACGAGGAUGAUCCGUUUUUCCCAAGAACGAAUGAUUCGGCGAUCCCUGUGGACAUCUACGGAACGCAUGUUUUCAACCCAAGAACUCGGGAGAGAACCGAUCCAUCGACGGGCACCACAUCAGCCAACACCAAUGGAACCUCGGCCGAUGAGGCCUCGCAGCCACUCUGGCGAGGACCAUCCGCUCCACCAGCUAAUGGUACCUAUCCCCGCACAGUUCUCGGCGACUACGGAAAUUACAACCACGAUCGCUAUGAGAUUCAA